CAAAAACUUCCAUUGUUCCCUUCCCAGUUCUGUCCUUAAUGCUAUCAACAACACGAUCGCCGCCCCCCCGUAACCCAACAAGGGAUCCAGAAACCAAGGCGACAAGGCCGCCCUCACUCCUCCCCCUCCCUCUCGAUGCAGACGUCUGCAGAGUAGUAGCCCUCACGAAACCUCGAUUUCUCUCUGCUCCGGCGGCUCUGUUCCCCUCUACGCUAUCUGCUCCAAUUGCCCUGCUUCCGCACCGGACACUCGGCUAGCAGCACCACCUCGACGGCUUGGGCGCGGCAGAGCAUUGUGGCCUCGGGAGGCCGGUCUGGCGGACACAUCGGGUUGAACGGGCUCUGCCCGCAGCUCCAACAUGGCGAAAGGCGACGACGCAGGAAACGGCCCUGUCGACUUAGCGACCAACAGAUCGAGAUGGGCCACUCGCAAGCUCACGGUGAAGAGCAGCAGCCUCAAGCGGAUCUCCUUGAUGGACAAGCUGCACAAGAGGACGGGGUCGACGGAGAAGAAACGCAACUCGGACGGUAGCCAAUCUGUGGCCGACGGCCAUGUCCAGAGCGACAGUGCCCCCGCGGCCGAGGAGGCCGAUGCGAAGAGCACCACCUCGGGGGCUGAGAGCGGAGGGAGGACGGUGUACUUCAAUCUGCCGCUGCCUGACGAGAUGAAGGACGACGAGGGCAAUCCCAUCCGCACGUAUUCGCGCAACAAGAUCCGGACGGCCAAGUACACGCCGCUCUCUUUCAUCCCGAAGAACUUGUGGAACCAGUUCCACAACAUUGCCAACAUCUUCUUCCUGUUUAUGGUGAUUCUUGUGAUUUUCCCCAUCUUUGGAGGAGUUAACCCGGGCCUCAACGCGGUGCCUCUGAUAUUCAUCAUUGCCGUGACAGCCAUCAAAGACGCGAUCGAAGAUUAUCGCAGGACGAUUCUCGACAACGAAUUGAACAACGCCCCCGUGCAUCGCCUAAUCGGCUGGAAUAAUGUCAACGUUGCAGAAGACAACGUCUCGCUAUGGCGGAGAAUCAAGAAAGCUACCUCGAAGUACCUCGGCGCCCUGUGGCGUGCGACCCAAGGUUUAUGGAAUAAGGAUGUCAAGAACAAGAACGCACUGGAACGCUCGUCGGUUCCGCGCCUCUCUGUCGAAACCAAGGCGACCCGCCGGGAGUCGAUGAUCUCCCCUCGUACCGAUAGGACAUCGUACGUAUCCGCCUACGAAGAAAUCCAGAUGACGCCCGUCGCGUCGCCCUUGCCCCCCCAGGUCACCCAAAAGGACUUGCUUGACGUGUCUGAGCGCCCGGCUUCUGGGCAUUCCUUUAAUCCUGACGAGCCGGAAACCCUCGCUAGAGUGAAAGGUGACCUGAUUAACUACGAUCUUCCGCCUACAGGCCGAGCGAGAUUUCACAAGGAUCACUGGAAGAAUCUCCAGGUUGGCGAUUUUGUGCGACUCUAUAACGAUGACGAGCUUCCGGCGGAUGUCAUUGUCUUGGCUACGUCGGAUUCGGACGGUGCCUGCUAUGUGGAGACGAAGAACUUGGACGGGGAAACGAAUCUGAAGGUUCGCCAGGCACUUCGGUGCGGACGGACAUUGAAGCACGCGAAGGACUGCGAGCGCGCUGAAUUUCUUAUCGAGAGCGAGCCGCCUCAACCGAACCUGUACAAGUAUAACGGCGCCAUCAAGUGGGACCAGAUGUUACCUAACGGGCCGACCGAGAUGUCUGAGCCAAUUUCCAUCGACAAUGUUCUCCUCCGAGGUUGCAACCUGAGGAAUACCGACUGGGUCCUCGGCGUCGUCCUGUUCACCGGCCACGACACCAAGAUCAUGAUGAACGCCGGCAUUACACCUAGUAAGCGUGCGCGCAUCGCUCGGGAGCUGAACUUUAACGUUAUCUGCAACUUCGGUAUUCUCGGUGCUCUGUGCCUUUUGUCCGCCCUCGUCAACGGCGUAUCGUGGUCGAAGAGCGACGCCUCAACUUCGUGGUUUGACUACGGUGCCAUCGGCGGAACGGCGGCAAUGACUGGUUUCAUCACUUUCUGGGCCACUCUCAUCGUCUUUCAAAACUUGGUUCCCAUCUCGCUAUACAUCACCUUGGAGAUUAUACGAACGUUGCAAGCUAUCUUCAUUUAUAGUGAUGUCGAGAUGUAUUAUGAGGAGAUUGAUUAUCCAUGUGUUCCGAAGUCAUGGAAUAUCUCAGACGACCUUGGUCAGAUUGAAUAUAUCUUCUCGGACAAGACGGGUACUCUUACCCAGAACGUUAUGGAAUUCAAGAAGGCGACUAUAAAUGGUCAACCUUAUGGCGAGGCGUACACGGAGGCGCAGGCCGGCAUGCAGAAGCGCUUGGGUAUCGAUGUGGUCAAGGAAGCUGCUAGAGCUAGAGAACAGAUCGCCGCGGGAAAGAUUCACGCCUUGGAUGGGUUACGAAAAAUCCACGACAACCCCUAUCUACAUGCGGAGGAUCUAACUUUCAUCGCACCCGAUUUCGUCGACGACUUGCGAGGCGAGUCGGGGGAGGAGCAAAAACAGGCGAACGCACAUUUUAUGCUGGCCUUGGCCCUGUGCCAUACCGUUAUAGCAGACCGCGUUCCCGGUGACCCCCCGAAGAUCGAGUUCAAAGCACAAUCGCCCGACGAAGCCGCUCUCGUGUCGACUGCUCGCGACAUGGGGUUUACCGUUCUCGGCCAGACGAGCGACGGUAUCAGAUUGAACGUUAUGGGCCAGGAAAGGCAGUACCCGGUCCUGAAUACGAUCGAGUUCAACUCUAGUCGGAAACGAAUGAGUGCCAUCGUCAAGAUGCCUGAUGGUCGGAUCAUCCUCUUCUGCAAGGGCGCAGAUAGCAUUAUCUACUCUCGCCUCAAGCGUGGCGAGCAGGCCGAGCUUCGCAAGACCACCGCCGAGCACCUCGAAAUGUUCGCCCGAGAAGGCUUGCGGACUCUGUGCAUAGCCCAGCGCGUGCUUUCUGAGCACGAGUAUCUCGAGUGGCGCAAAGAGCACGAUAAGGCCGCCACCGCCUUGCAAGACCGAGAGGAGAAGCUAGAGGAAGUUGCCGACAAGAUCGAACAGGAACUGACCCUCCUUGGCGGGACGGCCAUCGAAGACCGACUGCAAGACGGAGUGCCCGACACAAUCGAACUGCUUGGGAGAGCAGGAAUCAAGCUGUGGGUGCUCACGGGAGACAAGGUCGAGACCGCCAUCAACAUCGGGUUUUCGUGCAAUCUACUGAAUAACGACAUGGAGCUCAUCACCCUCAAGGUGGACGAAGAUGAGUCCGGUAACACCACUGACGAAGUUUUCCUGGGCCGUCUUGAGGCGGAACUCGAUAAGCACCUGAAGACCUUCGGUAUUACCGGCAGCGACGAGGACCUGGCCCACGCGAUGAAGAACCACGAGCCACCAGCACCCACCCACGCCCUCGUCAUCGAUGGAUUCACGCUCCGGUGGGUACUCCAUAAUAGCCUAAAGCAGAAGUUCCUACUUCUGUGCAAGCAAUGCGCCUCCGUCCUGUGCUGCCGUGUCAGCCCGGCCCAGAAAGCCGCAGUUGUGGCCAUGGUCAAGCACGGCCUCGACGUGAUGACGCUGUCUAUCGGAGAUGGCGCCAACGACGUUGCUAUGAUUCAAGAGGCGGAUGUCGGUGUGGGCAUUGCUGGUGUCGAGGGUCGUCAAGCCGUCAUGUCGGCCGACUACGCCAUCGGUCAAUUCCGGUUCCUGCAACGAUUAGUCCUAGUUCACGGUCGCUGGUCCUACCGUAGGAUGGCCGAAGCGAUUGCCAACUUCUUCUACAAGAACAUGAUCUGGACGUUGACCAUUCUAUGGUUCCAGUGCUUCUGCAACUUCGAUAUCACGUACCUCUUCGAGUACACGUACAUCAUUCUUUUCAACCUCAUCUUCACUUCGGUACCUCCCAUUGUCAUCGGCGUCCUCGACCAAGAUGUCUCGGAUGCGGUCUCCCUAGCCGUUCCCCAACUCUAUCGUCGUGGUAUCGAGCGUCUAGAAUGGACUCAACAUAAGUUUUGGCUGUACAUGUUCGACGGUGCCUAUCAGAGCGUCAUAGGCUUCUUCAUCCCGUACUUGGCCUUUUCGCCAACCUCGGCCGUGACCGGAAACGGAUUAGACGUCGGAGAUAGACUGCGAUUCGGCGCUUACAUUGCCCAUCCGAUCGUCAUUACGAUCAAUCUCUACAUCCUCAUCAACACGUACCGAUGGGAUUGGCUCACGGUCCUGAUUAUCAUUAUAAGUGACGUGCUGGUCUUCUUCUGGACGGGCGUCUAUACCACGUCGACGUUCGCCGGCCCAUUUUAUCACGCGGCUCCCCAGAUCUAUAGCGAGGCUUCGUUCUGGGCCGUGCUGAUCGCGACUCCGAUCAUCUGUCUAGCUCCUCGCUAUGCCAUCAAGGCUCUUCGCAAAGUCUAUUGGCCCCGUGAUGUCGAUAUCAUCCGGGAGCAGGUCACCAUGGGCAAGUUUGACCAACUACUCAAGGAAGAACCGAGUGAUGCUGCCGUCAAGUCUACCUCGUCCAGCUCGUCCCAGUCCUCCCGAGUCAGGCGACAUCAGCAAUUUGCGAGUGUGGACGAGGAUCUCCGACCUAUCUAUCCGCCUUCUGUCGCCGAACCUUCUGUCGCCGAACCCUCUGUCACUGGACAUAAUACUCGGAGCCAAAACGGUAGCGAUGGUACUAAUUAUACCCGCCACGACGAGCCUUCGACGAUGGAUAUGCCUGUGCAGCAGCCAGUGGAUCCGCCUCCGGAACCACCAGUACGACCGUCGUUCGAUCGUGUCCGCCCUUCUUAUGACCGUAUGCGGGCCUCGAUGGAUCGGGUGCGGCAGAGCUACGAAAUGUCCAACGAAUUCACUUCGGCGGCCAGGUUGAGCAGGCUCGAGUCGACUCAUACCAGUGUGUCUCCGCCACCGGAAGGCACCGGAAUUGUCAACCGGAUAAGAAGACGCACACGGGGCAAGUCCUUCAAGUCGGCAUUUGCGUUCCACAAGGAUAAUCAUAUUCAUGAGAGUGAAUGAGAAGCACUCGUCUAACAGCUGUUAGGUGGGCCUUGUAAGAUAGCGCAUUGGCUCAAAUUAUUUUUAAUCCAUUCGACGUGAUAUCCCGGGCGGUUGGUGCACAAGCUCGAUCUCGGAGGGGCGAUUUACGACACUACGGUGGUUAUCACCAGCUCAGCCAACCGAUCCGAACAUUCUAGACGGGCCGUUUGAAUCUUUUUUUUCCACUUGCAAUUUGCGAAGGCGUUGGCGUUUUAAGGAUGCAUG
This is a messenger RNA of Durotheca rogersii, 5254 nucleotides long. RefSeq names its product phospholipid-translocating P-type ATPase. Gene Ontology annotation, cellular component: plasma membrane. Gene Ontology annotation, biological process: phospholipid translocation. Bases 359 to 5008 code for a protein of 1549 amino acids. The record is from RefSeq and is a predicted model, not a curated record. Gene Ontology annotation, molecular function: ATP binding; ATP hydrolysis activity; magnesium ion binding. The transcript is spliced from 3 exons. NCBI's taxonomy places the organism in Eukaryota, Fungi, Ascomycota, Sordariomycetes, Xylariales, Xylariaceae.